UGUGAUUGGUUAAAAGCUUCUUUUCAAAAAUAAUAUUUUGUCACAAAAUCUAAAAAAUCUCCUACGUCACGUUUAUGGUAAAUGCGGGUGACGUUUUGUUAACGCGCAACGAAACUUGACUGUCCUGAACGUUUGAUACCUCGCUAUUACAAAGACUAUGCCGCCAAAGGAGAAUUGGGAAAAGUGUAAGCAUUCCUGUCGAACAGUGAAGAUAAAUGGAUAGGUGUUAUUCGAAGAGUGUUUCUAAUGUUCCUGUCAUUGAUAAUAGACGACAAAACCGUUGACGAUGAGAAGGAAGACGAGAAGAUUGUCGCUCUCGAUGAAGGAGAUAUUCAGCUAUUGAAGACAUAUGGUCAAGGACCGUACGCAUCAGAACUCAAGAAAAUCGAGCAAGAUAUCAAAGAUACACAAAAACGAGUCAGUGAAAAGAUUGGUGUCAAGGAAUCCGACACUGGACUUGCCGCGCCAAAUCUAUGGGAUAUUCCUGCAGAUAAACAGAGAAUGCAAGAAGAGCAACCUUUGCAAGUUGCGCGUUGUACAAAAAUCAUACAGAGUACCGACGACGAGGCUUCGAAAUAUGUUAUUAAUGUAAAGCAGAUUGCCAAAUUCGUUGUUGAACUCGGAGAACGAGUAUCUCCUACUGACAUUGAGGAAGGCAUGCGAGUUGGCGUCGAUCGAACGAAAUAUCAGAUACAAAUUCCUCUACCACCAAAGAUUGAUCCAUCAGUCACCAUGAUGCAAGUAGAAGAAAAGCCAGAUGUCACAUACAAGGACGUUGGUGGUUGCAAAGAACAAAUCGAAAAGCUACGAGAAGUUGUUGAACUCCCACUCUUAUCACCCGAACGAUUCGUCAAUCUCGGUAUCGACCCACCAAAGGGAGUUUUGUUGUAUGGACCUCCCGGAACUGGUAAAACCCUGUGCGCUCGUGCUGUGGCUAAUCGAACUGAUGCAACUUUCAUUCGCGUUAUUGGCUCUGAACUCGUUCAAAAGUAUGUUGGUGAAGGUGCUCGUAUGGUUCGUGAACUGUUUGAAAUGGCCCGUACCAAGAAGGCGUGUAUUAUAUUCUUUGACGAAGUCGACGCUAUUGGAGGUGCUCGUUUCGACGAUGGAGCUGGUGGUGAUAAUGAAGUACAAAGAACCAUGUUGGAAUUGAUCAAUCAACUUGAUGGCUUCGACCCGCGUGGUAAUAUCAAGGUUCUUAUGGCAACAAAUCGUCCUGAUACUUUGGAUCCAGCAUUGUUGAGACCUGGUCGAUUAGAUCGUAAGGUUGAAUUCUCUCUCCCAGACCUUAAGGGCCGAGCUCAUAUUCUGAAGAUUCACUGCAAGAGCAUGAACGUUGAACGAGAUAUACGUUAUGAACUUUUGGCGCGACUUUGUCCUAACACAACUGGUGCAGAACUACGAAGUGUCUGCACGGAGGCUGGUAUGUUCGCUAUCCGCGCAAGGAGAAAGCUUGCUACCGAAAAGGAUUUCUUGGAGGCUGUAAACAAGGUUGUGAAAGGAUACCAGAAAUUCUCCAGUACGCCAAAGUACCUCAUUUGGAACUAGGUGGACGAGGAUGGUUGUUGGAUAUCAAUAAAAUACAUCACUGUAGAACUUGCAGUUUACACAUUGACAAAAUAUAAGAAAGUUGGAGAAAGA
Umbelopsis ramanniana AG is the source of this 1641-nucleotide messenger RNA. RefSeq lists its product as uncharacterized. NCBI's taxonomy places the organism in Eukaryota, Fungi, Mucoromycota, Umbelopsidomycetes, Umbelopsidales, Umbelopsidaceae. Gene Ontology annotation, molecular function: ATP hydrolysis activity; ATP binding; proteasome-activating activity. The record is from RefSeq and is a predicted model, not a curated record. The coding region runs from base 247 to 1548 and encodes 433 amino acids. The transcript is spliced from 7 exons. Gene Ontology annotation, biological process: proteasome-mediated ubiquitin-dependent protein catabolic process. Gene Ontology annotation, cellular component: proteasome regulatory particle, base subcomplex.